Aegilops tauschii subsp. strangulata is the source of this 450-nucleotide messenger RNA. The record is from RefSeq and is a predicted model, not a curated record. NCBI's taxonomy places the organism in Eukaryota, Viridiplantae, Streptophyta, Magnoliopsida, Poales, Poaceae.
AUGGCGCAUGGACGCGCAGCAGGCCCGGGGCGGGGCAGGCCGGCCAAGUCGGCUCGGGAGGCCCUGCGCGGAGAUGGUGAGUCGGCGGGCGCGCCGGGGCCAAGCGGCGCGGGCGCGGGGCAGGUCGGCCAAGGCCAGCGCGCGGAGGCGGCCAUGGGGCGGGGCGGAGGGGCCACGGCGACCCGGCGCGCAGGGGAGUCGGCCGCGGAGGGCUCGGGCAUGGCCCGUCGGGGGCGCUCGCGCGGAGGUGUGGAGCCGGCUGGCAGUCUCGCGGGGAGGGAGGCGGCCGCGGCGACCCGGCGCGCAGGGGAGUCGGCCGCGGAGGGCUCGGUCGUGGCCCGACGCUGGUGCUCGUGUGGAGUAGGAGGAGGCCGGGGCUGCCCGCUGGAGCAAAGCAAGGCAAUGGUUGCUCUUGGAGCUGUAUCUGAGAUCAGUGCCAAGUGCAACUGA